CUUUGUUUUAAUGGAAAACAACAAUGCCUUUAUAAAAUAUGCGGUUGCUUCGCAUAAAGUUGAAUUAAAUGCUCACAGUGAUGUUAUUCGAGCUAGCGGCAAACCAAGGAGUGAACUACAAAUCGAACCAGGCACAUUAAUAAAAAUUGUCCGGUCUUGUGAAAAUUUCAAAAUUGUACAGGUUUUAGAUUAUCUACGACAUGAUUUCACCUGCGAAAAUCUUUAUGAGUGCGCUGAAAACAAAUUGAUCGAGGUUUCGGAAGAUGUGUGGCCUUAUGUUAUUAGUAUAGAGCACAGCCUACGCCGUCUGCUUUUUGUUAGUAAUAAGAAUCAAUGUCGUUGGAUUGUUAAUUUAAAGCCCAAUGACUUGUUAAGUGUUAAAGGAGAGCAGUUCGGCAAGGAGGGAGUUUAUUUUGAUUGUAUUGUUCGCUAUAUAGGCCCGGUUCAGGAACUACAUGCUGUUGGAUAUUUUUUUGGCUUGGAGCUAUUGCAUUUGGAUAAUGGGAAGUCACCACAAUCCAACCACAUUGAGUUUUCUCAUAAAUAUAUGCAAUGUGACCCAUAUUUGUCAAUAAUUACUACAGCGGACUGGAUAACUCCUAUUUCGAAUGAAUCAAAUAAAAAAUUAACGGCCAGAGAACGGAUUAAUGAAACUAUUGAAAAGGUGCGUACGGCAAUUGUAACACCCAAUAGUAAUUCGUAUAUGAACAGGACAAAAAAAUCGAAAACACCGCAAGCCAAUUCUAAGUUUUACGAUUAUCUGCCAAAAGGGACCGAUUUGCCUGUAGGUGGAGCACCGUUGCAUGGAGAAAACUCUAUAAGUCCCCGUUACAAUCAAGAUCAUUCCAAAGCAACUAUUAACAACAAUGAGUUGGGACUGGAGCAUAAAUAUGCAAAGGCAAAUACGUUUUCUGUGCCGCAAAAAAUUUCACAUAACAUCGAUCUAUUAAAAACAGAAAAAGAGCAACCACUUAAUAGUAACAAAGCUGCACGGUCUGACCCUUUAUUUAAAAAAGAUGGUGAAAAUACUGUAAACAAAAAUGCAACGAACAAUGAAAACAUUCCGAUAAUUGCGGACACACGUAUGCCUGAUACUGUUGAUUUGGCUGACCUUCUUGGCACCAAUUGGCCGAAAAAUGCUGGCGAUGCAGCUAUGAUUUUAAAUAGAAGCCAUACAAACAUGGAAUCUUCUAAAAUGGAAGAAGAGUUGGGCGAGUUCGAUUUGGUAUCCGCCAGCGAUCGUAUUUUGCCUACAGUUCCAAAUGAAUCAACUUUAACAGCACCUUUUACAUCCACAAACCAUUCUAAUGUUUGUGCACCGAAAACCCAAGACUUUAUUGAAGUUUCUGGUAUGAAACUUACAGUGGGCUCCCUUGUGGAGGUGUCUAACUUGGAUUAUUCUUCUGAUUUAUACGGCGUCAUAAGAUGGAUUGGAGUCCCUCCUGGAUUGACUAAUGUAUUGGUUGGCGUUGAACUUGAAGAUGAUUCCGAUUUAAAAAAUGUACCUGUGACUGAUGGAAGUUUUAAUGGAUUUCGAUUAUUUCAGUGUCAUGGUGAGCGUGCUAUUUUCGUAAGUCCUAACAAAUGUUCAACUGACCGUCGGUUUAUUGAUGCGGACGGUGUGGUACCUGGAAGCAAGGGUGGAAUAAAUGGCGAUGCAGGGUUGUUUGGACAUGUUGACUGCCCUUCAAUUGUAGGAGCCGUAGCCCCAUUAAGUACCCAUAAUUUUAAAGAGCUUCAAGAUAUAUGCGGAAAGUUUAAAGGCAUACAAGGACACCAUAACUCCUGCUAUUUAGAUGCAACUUUAUUUUCAAUGUUUACUUUUACAAGUGUCUUUGAUUCUCUUUUAUACAGAUGCCAAAAUGACAUGGAUAUUUCUAACUAUGAACAAGUUCAAACGGUGUUGCGGGAAGAAAUCGUGAAUCCUUUACGAAAAAAUGGAUUUGUUCGAGCAGACCGCGUUAUGAAACUUCGCAAGCUAUUGGACCAACUUAGCUCAGUAAGUGGAUUAACAACAGAAGAAAAGGAUCCAGAAGAGUUUUUGAAUAGUUUAUUGGCUCAAAUCAUGCGGGUUGAGCCAUUUUUAAAGCUUAGCUCUGGACAAGAUUCGUAUUUUUAUCAGCUUUUUGUGGAAAAAGAUGAAACCCUAACCUUCCCAACAGUGCAGCAAUUGUUCGAGCAAAGUUUUUUUUCCUCGGAUAUAAAGUUAAAGGAAGUUCCAUCAUGUCUUAUUAUUCAAAUGCCCCGAUUCGGCAAAAACUAUAAAAUGUAUCCCCGAAUCCUACCAUCCCAAAUUUUGGACGUCACGGAUAUAAUUGAAGAUUCGCCUCGUCAGUGCUCUGUUUGCGGAAAGCUAGCCGGGUUUGAAUGCCAUGACUGCUUUCAGAGCUUGCAUGGCGAAAACGGCCUUGAAUGCACAGCGUUUUGCGAAAAAUGCUUGGACACUGUACAUAUGCAUGAGAAAAGAACCAAUCACUGUACCAAAAAAAUUGCGGUCCCACGAGACUUUAAGGCUAUGGCCGACCAUAUGGUUAUCCCAAGACUUUACAUGGAACUAUUCGCAGUGGUUUGCAUAGAAACAUCCCACUAUGUUACAUUUGUGAAAGCUGGUUCAGGACCAGAUGCACCAUGGUGUUUUUUUGAUUCAAUGGCUGACAGAAAAGGUGAACGUAACGGCUACAACAUACCUGAAAUGAUACCUGUCCGGGAAGUUCCUCAAUGGUUAUCUGACGAAGGAGCUCGGGCUGUCAAUGAAUCAUCAACGAAUGACAAAGUUCUACCUGAACAUGCAAAGCGUCUUUUUUGUGAUGCAUACAUGUGUAUGUACCAAAGUACGGACGUUAUGAUGUAUCACUAACGUUCUGGUUUUUAUAAUGUUAUUUAAGGUACAAUUUUUAAGCAAUAAACAAUGGUAUAACAGUGAUUAAAAAAUCGAAAAUCCAA
Scaptodrosophila lebanonensis is the source of this 2943-nucleotide messenger RNA. RefSeq names its product ubiquitin carboxyl-terminal hydrolase CYLD (gene CYLD). The transcript is spliced from 10 exons. Gene Ontology annotation, cellular component: cytosol. The coding region runs from base 11 to 2857 and encodes 948 amino acids. The record is from RefSeq and is a predicted model, not a curated record. Gene Ontology annotation, biological process: protein K63-linked deubiquitination. Lineage: Eukaryota; Metazoa; Arthropoda; Insecta; Diptera; Drosophilidae. Gene Ontology annotation, molecular function: K63-linked deubiquitinase activity; cysteine-type deubiquitinase activity.